Molecule: messenger RNA, 3170 nt
Organism: Benincasa hispida (wax gourd)
Lineage: Eukaryota; Viridiplantae; Streptophyta; Magnoliopsida; Cucurbitales; Cucurbitaceae
Molecular function (GO): protein binding
Source: RefSeq, a predicted model, not a curated record
AGGUGGAAAUUUUAAUUUUGACCAAAAAGAAGGGAGGAAGAAGAAGAAAGAGCGACUUGAAAUUCCGUGUACUAAGAUUCUCCACAAACAAGCUUCAGCUUCAGCACUCCAAUUGUUAUCGCAGGCGGUGGCAUCGAGUUAACAUCAUCGCACAGUAUUCUUUGCCUCCGCAUCUGGUAACUCCUCUGAAGAAAAGAGUCCAAAGAGAGGAAGAGCCCCAGAUGGGUUUGACCCGAGUUUUGGGGUGACCCAGAGUUGGAGUCUAUGUAGAAUCUAAUUGGGAUUGUUGAACGUGUGCGACGGUUCAAACGGGUGGUUUCUGACUUGGUGUUUAUUCAUCAAGUUUUAGUCAGGAUGCCAUGAAUUUGAAUCGAAGAGGAGGGGUUAACAGAUAGAAGAGAUGAUGGAUUUGAUUUACUGUGAGGAGGAAAUUGAAAGAUUCUAUGACACCCGUGAGGAGAUCUCCUCCGUGUCUGAUUGGGGAUCUGAUUGCUCUGAGAACUGCAGCACAAGUUUUGGGGAUGACGGGGAUGUUCCUGAAAAUUUAAGAUAUGUGGGAUGGAUAAGAAACCUGGAAAGUGUUUAUGAGCGUAGAAACAAGUUCUUCAAAUGGAUGGGUUUGGAUUUGGAUCAGAAUUUUGACAACAGAGAUGAAGAGGAAGGGGAAUCGUUUGGGAGGGUUUAUCAUGAUAGAAUUCUGGAAGAUUAUGGAACGGUGUUGAGACUUUCCGGUUCUGAAGGGGAGUUGUCUUCAAGUCUUACCAUAUCUUCCAUGUCAAAUGAAGCUCCAGAAUCAUCAGGAAAUGUUGCUGUGGAGGAGAAUCAUGCUUGUACUAUCAGGAAUUUGGACAAUGGGACUGAGUUUAUUGUGGAUAGGUUCAGCCAAGAUGGAGUGUUGAGCAUGUUGCGCGAAGUUGGUUCAAACCGAUCCUUCAGUUUUGAUGAGUUUGAGAGAAACAUUGGCCAGUCUCCCUUGGUUCAGCAACUCUUUCGAAAAAAUGUUGAAAAGGCUGGGCCUAUAGUUAAUGCCAAGAAAGAGGCAAAGAAGGGUUGGCUGAGAAAAUUGGGUGCGGUGGCUUGUAUUGUUGACAACGGGGAGGGCACAAUGAAAAACGGUGUUUUCAAUUCAUCAUCUAAGGCAGGGAUACAACAAGUUCGCAUUCAUCCAUAUAAAAAGCAAUCCAAAGAAUUAUCAUCCCUUUUUGUGGGACAAGAAUUUGAAGCACAUAAAGGGUCAAUUUCUACAAUGAAGUUCAGUUUUGAUGGAAGAUACUUGGCUACUGCUGGUGAAGAUGGUGUUGUGCGUGUAUGGCAGGUGAUUGAAGAUGUGAGAUUCGAUGAUUUCGACAUUCACAAUGUUGAUCCUUCCUCUUUGUACUUCUCAAUGAAUCAUUUGUCCAAAUUAAACCCCUUGGAUGUGUCAAAAGAGACUGUAGGCAAGACGAAAUUGAAGAGAUCAUCAAGCACAGCCUGUGUAAUUUUUCCACCAAAGCUAUUUAGGAUAUUGGAGAAACCUCUGCAUGAAUUCUUGGGACACAGUGGCGAGGUCUUGGAUCUAUCUUGGUCAAAGAAAGGGCUUUUGCUGUCAUCUUCUGUUGAUAAGACAGUACGUCUUUGGCAGCUAGGAUGUGACACAUGCCUAAGAGUUUACUGUCAUAAUAAUUAUGUAACGUGUGUUAGUUUCAACCCUAUAGAUGAAAACCAUUUCAUAAGUGGCUCGAUAGACGGUAAAGUUCGGAUUUGGGAAGUUCUUGCUUGUCAAGUGGUUGAUUAUAUUGAUAUCCGUGAGAUAGUAAGUGCAGUCUGUUACAGACCAGAUGGAAAGGGGGGAAUUGUGGGGUCCAUGACUGGAAACUGCCGUUUUUAUAAUAUUAUAGAUAAUAGAUUGGAGCUGGAUGCUCAGAUAUGCUUAAAUGGGAAAAAGAAGUCGCCUGGGAAGAGAAUAAUUGGUUUUGAGUUUUCUCCUAGCGAUCCGAGCAAACUAAUGGUAUGUUCUGUUGAUUCGCCGGUUCAUAUUAUUUCCGGGAGUGAUGUCAUUUGCAAAUUCAAGGGUGUUCGUAGUGGUGGAAACAAGAUGUCGGCUUCUUUUACCUCGGACGGAAAGCAUAUUGUUUCAGCCAGUGAAGAAAACGUCUACGUUUGGAACUACAAUUGCAAGGACAAAGCAUCUCGGAAAAAGAAAAUUUGGUCGUCCGAAAGUUUCUUCUCUCGUAGUGCGACAAUAGCCAUACCUUGGUCUGGUGUGAAAAUCACACCUGAACCACCACUAUCCCCAACACGAGUUUGCGAUACAGCAGGAAGUAUCCCCGAAAUGGAGCCGAAGUUUCCUGAUGACGAUGGUGAUAGGGAACACAAGGUUCCAUCAUCGUCACCAGAUUGCUUCUCACUAAGCCGCACUCUUUUUCCCGAGUUGCUGAAAGGAACCGCAACUUGGCCAGAAGAGAAACUCCAUGAUUCUAGCUCAAUAACCCCUUCCCCUUCAAUGUGCAAGACUGAGUUCAAGUUUUUGAAGAAUGCUUGCCAGAGCAUGCUUAGCUCUCCUCACAUGUGGGGUCUUGUGAUCGUUACUGCUGGAUGGGACGGACGAAUCAGAACAUUUCUCAACUAUGGUUUGCCUAUUCGGUUAUGAGUCAGUUCUCCCGAAAUCACUCGGUUUCAGGAUUUUGCAUUUGCUAGGUUUGUGAUUAUCCUUAGAAGAUGCAUUUAGUCAUCAACAGCCUGCCAAGUUAAGGGGUUCAUGAAUUAUGAACCACCCUCGAUGUAACGUUCCAACCACAAUGAGCCAUGUUGUUUCUACGAUUUAGUUUAAAUAUCCCUUGCAGGUUGUCGAGGUAUCGGGAUUAAUCUGGAAGGGGAUGUCGGUAUAAUACAGGUUUAAUUAUCAUACAUGAUUCUUUUAUUUGUGAAGAUUGGGAGCCUGGUUUCAGGAAAUAGAAAGCAAAAAAGAAAAACAAAAAAAGAAAGAAGACAGAAAAGAAACUGUGGGAAUGGCUAAUCAAAAGAGGCAAUGGUCCUUCUGUUUUGAAAUUGUGUAAUAAUUAUUAUAUUACAUUAUGUGUAUAAUAGAGGCAUCUCUGGUGGGGCUUUUGCUUUGCCUGUCCCUAAAUAUGGAUAAUUGUGAUUUUGUAAUUUCCAUUCAAUGAGGGAAAUUGUCCUUUGAUGUUUGAGCA